AUGAAGUGUUAUUUAUUAAAAAUCAUCACAUUUUUAACAAUAUCGAGUGCAAUAGAAGCAACAAAAGAAAUAUGUCCUUGUGUACCACUCAAUACAUGUCCAGAUACACAGCAAUUCAAGAAAGAUGAUGCGAAAUAUUUUGCAACGAUUUUAAAGUGUAACGAUGAUGGAUUAGUGCGGUGCUGUAAGGACAAUGAGUUACAAGUGACAGCAUUGAGACGAAUGGAUGAGGAUGAGAAUCUAGUCAUGACUGAUGAGGCUGAAACUGAAGAUUUUUUGACAUCAACAACAACUGAAGUUUAUGAAGAACCAGAAACCACAGAGAAUUUUAUGUUGGAACCAGAAGAUGAUGUAACAACAUCGGAAACGCCAAUCGCUACAACAGUGAUAGAAAAUAUUUUCAGCAUAGAUUUAAACCUGCCUGAUAAUGACCGCAAGUCUAAAUUUAUUGAUGAGCAUGUCGAUGUCGUAUAUCCGAAUUUAAAUGUCGAUACAUCAAUCGAUGCCAAUAAAAAGCCAAUUGAGGAUUUAUUUAUAAUUUUCCCAAACAAUGAUGUCGAAACAGUUUUAGAAGAAGAAAAAGUGACUGAGCCGGUAACCACAACAACAACAAAUAAGCCAUACAGACGUGUAGUUGUUCGUAAACGACUGAGAAAGAAGGAAAGAACAAUCGAGAAUCUAGAAGGUGCUGAAAGUCAGGUUUCAAAAACAGUUGUUGAACCACAACCGAUUGAUGUUGAAAAGUUAAAGAAGCGAUUAGUAGAAAUGCUUAAUAGUCGUUACGAAACAACCACUCCAACGUCUGUGUCAACCGAAGGUAUUGAAGAUGUGGAAACGACAACAAAAAAGAAAAGAAAGAAGCUUAAAAAGUACCGAAAAUCUACCACCACGGCUACAACAAAAAGUUCAUUAAGAGGUAUAACAUCAUCAGUCGUGACCUUGUCAACCGAGGCAUCGUUGAUUAAUAAAUUGCAGAAAGACAAAACAGAAGAAAUUACAGAAGCAGCAACAACAACAAAAAGACCAUCGUUCGGGACAACGAUGAAACCAAAACGUAAACUGCUGUAUGACACAAGCAGCAGAAAGAAUUUCUUGAAGAAGCCACACAUUCGACUAGCAAAUAAUCAUGAUGAGGAAGAAGAACCUGAGGAACAUGAGGAAAUACAUGACCAUGAAAAUCCAAUUUUCGAACCUACAACUCAAUCUACUACGACGACAGAGGAACCAACUACCACAACACACGUUCCAGUCGUUUUAAAGUUGUCAGCAUUAAUUGACAGUGAACACAAGUCAAUGAUUGAGACGGUCCAUAAAUCCCUUAAGGCAAUUCAUGCUGGAGUUGACAUGAAAAUUGUUAAAGCAAUGAUUGAUGAGCAUCAAGAACGAGUAAAUGAGUUGAGGAAAAAUCCUCCUAAAAUGACAGUUCCAACAAGUCGAUUUACAACAGAAGCACAUCAUUCAAGAUAUCAACCUACACGCCCGUUUCGAGGAAAUGUUAGAUUUAAUCGACCGAUUUCAACUUUAAAGCCCAAAAGUUCCAAUUCAUAUCCAUCACAGCCGAGAACAAGAAAUUUGUCAAGAACUCGAAGCACCACGUUGACUCCAAAUAAAUCUGUCAGAAAAACUCAUCAAAGACAAACAAUGCUACCUCAUGCUGACAAUAUUAAUUUAAAUGAAGAACUCAACAUGCCGUUAAAGCAAGAACCAUUGAAUGAAUUUCAUGGAUCACCACUGUAUGGCAUAACUGUUGACAAGGAAAAUUAUUUUGAUAUUUACAAGAUUGAACAACUGCACGAAACUUUUAAGCCAUCAAAAGAUAUUCAGAACGGAUUCUUUCCAGUCAUUAGCAAUGGAACGCCAUCGACAGUUGUUUGA
This is a messenger RNA of Chironomus riparius, 1875 nucleotides long. NCBI's taxonomy places the organism in Eukaryota, Metazoa, Arthropoda, Insecta, Diptera, Chironomidae. The record is from the annotation of a GenBank genome assembly.